This is a messenger RNA of Drosophila miranda, 553 nucleotides long. RefSeq lists its product as uncharacterized. The coding region runs from base 86 to 454 and encodes 122 amino acids. The record is from RefSeq and is a predicted model, not a curated record. The transcript is spliced from 2 exons. Lineage: Eukaryota; Metazoa; Arthropoda; Insecta; Diptera; Drosophilidae. Gene Ontology annotation, molecular function: chitin binding.
ACUUGAGCCAGAACGAUGGCGAGGUGGGCCUAUAAAUGCCUCCGUCAGGCGCUGCAGCCGCAUCAUUGCCACCGGCACCGCCACAAUGCCACCGCAAGUCACGAGUACGACUCCCUUCUGGCUGCUCGCCUCCUUCCUGGGGCUCCUGUUGCUCCUGCAGCUUCCCCACCAGACGCCUGCACAGUGCAUCGACACCCACGAGCCGGGAUGCCAGCACCCGGCAGAGAUUGGAAUGGCACAGCGGCACUGCAUCGAUCCCACCAAGUUCUGGCAAUGCUACGCCCUUGGCGACCCGGCGAAGCUCAAAAAUUGCCGCCCCAACAUGGCCUUCGACCAGGAUCGCAACGCCUGUGUCCCCUGGAUCGCAUGGGUGUGGCAGCCCUGCUUGGAGCCUGUCAGUCGUCCGCCCGGAUGGGAAGGAUGCCAAUGGACAAAAGAAGAAAUGAUAGACUAAACGAAUAAUCUGUGCAUGCUGGACCAAAUGAAUAUCAUUCUUAAGAUUUGUUGUAUAUUUUUGCAUCUCCUUAAAUAAAUUAAAUGUGCAUGAAACCUA